Messenger RNA from Acanthoscelides obtectus, 5387 nucleotides. The record is from the annotation of a GenBank genome assembly. Lineage: Eukaryota; Metazoa; Arthropoda; Insecta; Coleoptera; Chrysomelidae.
GCAGGCUGUGGGAUGAGGAGGAUAUUAAUAUUUCUCAUAAUGGGGAUACUCUUCUCGCCGUUAGCUGUAGAAUGUAAUGAAACCACGACAGAUGGAGAAGAAUCAAGGAAAAUUUUGGGAUCAAGUGUAGUGACGUCUGUAUCAGUCAUAAUGGACACUGGAAACGGAACCAAAGUAGCACUGACAGACGCGGUAGGCAAUCCAAUCGGAAAGCCCAGUCAAGCCUCAGAUGUUGGUAGUCCCAUCAACCUCCUCAAUCCCGACCGAUACGAAUUUUAUACUUUCGAUGAUAACGGGGAGCUGAUAAAACGCCUCAUGUCUUUGGAGGAAAUCAAAGGAAUCAUUGCUACAGGAGAUACUGACGACCUUGAUCUAGAUGCUUUUACUUCUCAAGGGUACCUUCCCGAAAAGAAGGUGAACGAUGUUGUAAACAACGUCCAGAAUGUCCUUAAAGAAGAAAUGGAAACUCAUAAAAAUACUGCUCUGGAUAUCGCCAAGCCUUUAUACGAUACUCCUGAUGUGUCUGAUUCUUGGAGCAUGAUACUACCAGCUGUAUUUGGUAACUCCGGCGAAAGCAUCAAACCUGAAAAGCCUAUUACUCACGUAACUCCAGACACGAUUAUGCUGGAUCCCACACAUCAUUACCUGACCUCUACGAAAACUCAAACACCUGCAACUAUUGUGCCGAAGCCUAUCGUUCGACCUACUGUGGCAUCUGGCUCUGACUCUUUUGCUACCACUUACAGACCUACUUCUUACAUUCAGCUGGCUCACAAAACACCAAGUACUAGUACUACCAAAAGAUACGUACAGAUAAGUACUACGCCAAGACCUUCUACUACAACAAAAGCUCCUGUACCAUUAUAUACCUCCAAUCAGAUCAAUUAUACACUGAAACCUGUACAGUCACCAAAUCAACAAACUCCUGGAGAUGAUCUGAAAAAUAUGCCAAACGUAGAGAUCUUCACAAAUUCACAUACGUCGACAGAGAGUCCGAAGGUUUCUUCUGCCACGAGUAAUCCACCCACCACGUUGUUUGUGAGGUAUACAUCUCAACCCAGCAUGAAUCCUAUUUCCAACAACAUCUUCUGGUCCAGCUCAAAUACUGAGCUCCGAACGUCUCCAUCAUCUUCCACCGCUUAUAUCACAGAAGUAACAGCUUCUACAACCACCUCUACUCCAAAACCUCAACCAUCGAGUUUCAAAGUAAGUUCCAGCUCUGUGAGCACACAAUAUACUUCUGCACCUACAUCUGCUCAAACCACAUUUAAAGCAAACUCUGUUGGAAGUAGUACAGAAAGUAUAGCUACUACUAAAGAAACCAUUAAACCUUUAACAAAACCACCCCAAGAAGGAGCAUUUUCAACAUGGCGGCCGAAUAUACCCACUAAAACAGAGCGAGAACCAACGACUACUGAAGGAACACUAUCAACUUGGAUUCUACCAGAACAGGGCACAGAAAUGAGUGUAACUGAUUUUGCUCAAAAAUUAGAAGAGCUGUUCAGCCAGAAGAGACCAAGCUCUUCAACUACGCAGAGCUUAUAUUCUAUUUUGCCCGAAAGGGGUACUACUGUAUACCAAGACGACACAAGAACGACAAAUGCGGCAGCUCAAUCAACAUUUAGGAUUCCGGAGUCAAAUACGCAUCAAAAUUCCACAUCACCAAGCUUGCAGGAAUCUUUAAGUACCAUACAACAAACUGUAGCUUCAGAAAUGUUAGACCAAUUACUGUUGACGACCAACAUUUACGAAAUCAACACUGAAUUGACACAAGGCCUUCCUACGAUAGAAGAGAAGUAUAUUACCAGCACAGAAGAAGAAUCAAGGAUUACAGACACUAAAGUAGAUGCUCCAACUACUGAGUCCUUCAAACAAGAGCAAACAACAACUGAUAAGACUUUAAUCGAUAGUAUAGAACAGUUAUUAUCUCAGGCAGUAGGAAACGUUGGAGAAGUAUUGGUUGCUGUGAAUGAUACUGACAAGAUCAAAGAUUUGCUUGAUGUAACUGAUACAAAAGAUAUGGUGGAAGUGCAGAAAGAAUCGGCUACACUUGCUUCUGAUAUGGUUGAUCACAGUACAACAACUGAUGAUAUUACCGCCGCAACAUAUCAAGAAUCAAAUAUUUUGAGCGAGUCGGUUGGAUCUCUUUUGUCUCAAGUAUAUGGUGCCACAACGUUGAAGAUUGACAUGAAUAAAGGUUACUAUCCAACUACUGUGAUCUACAGAAAGGAGGAUGGCGAAAGUGUUAAAGAUAUCACCACUACUGAAAUUAUCAGCAGUGUAAAAGAAGAAACUGAAAAUCUUACUACCUAUAUUGAUCAGAAUACGCAGUCUGUAAGAAAUAAUGAGCUCAGCACGACAGAAAAUGCAUUUAUAACCGAAACCACUGUAUAUGGCAAAGGUAGCUCAAAGCCGUCUGUUACAGAGAGGGUGCCAAGUGAAGAAGUGAAAAAAACUACGCCUUCUAAUGUACCACAGAGCAUCGAGAUUUAUGUUGAGAAGGUAUUCAAUGCAAGUGAUAAAGUUAAUGUAAGUACAACUACAGAUAAGAACCAUCAUGAAGUUCUCAAAGCAGAAGAAACGGAAACUGUUGUCGGUAAAAUUGGUAGCGCACAGUGGAACCUUUUGAAUAAUUCUGAUGGCAACAAAUUUAAUAUUAGUGAAAAUACUGAUGAAAUAUCUUCAACCACUCCAGGAAGCAAGUAUAGGGAACCAACAACUAUAGUGAUAAUCAAAAAGACUAAUAGACCACAGAAUGUUGCAACCACUUUGAAUGAUGAACUAACAACUGUGAACUAUGAGAAAGUAGCAACAACAGAAGUUUUCUCAAAUACUGUAGUUAGUAAUGUAUCAGAUUUACCCGACCAGCCAUCUGUCGAUGUCUUUAUAAACGAAAAUACUGUCACAACCACUGAUAUAAGUGAAGACAGUGUAACUGAAAACUUCGAGAUGGAGAACUCUACAUUAUCGGAAGAUACGGCUACAUCUACAAAUGACACAAAUAUAAUGAAUGAACAGACUAGCGCCGAGAACAAAUCCAAAGUGAAUGGCUCCUCAUCACAAAAUGAUCACAAUUCCUGGCAAUUAGUAUCCACCAUAGCUCCUCAUAGUAACUCUUCGACACCUCAGAGUGUCCCUCCUCCAAUCCACAGCUAUGCAGAUAUCAUCAAUCCUCCAUCACAUAUAGAUUUAGAAGCAAAACCGAUGCAAGGCUUUGGUUUGGAAGAAAGCACAUCUACGUUGGACGCAGAUAUCUUCCAAUUCACGCAGUUGUGCAACGAGCUAGCGUUUGGAUUCUGGAAAAGCGUUACAAAAGGAGUCAGUUCAGCUAGGAGUGUGUUCAUCUCUCCUUUUGGAGCUACAUCCUUGCUGGCUAUGGUAUUUCUGGGUGCCAGAGGCUCCACAUCUGGCGAAAUGAAUGAGAUUCUGAAACUGGACGAUAUGGUGACGUUCAACCCCCAUUUGAUCUUCAAGAAUGUCAGUGAUUCAAUCAAAGCGCAUGGUGCAGAAUCUGGAGUAGCCGUUUCGGCGAUAGUUAGAGAGUUGUUUAGCGAUAGAGGAAAGGGAAAACUACUACAUUUCUACAAGGAGCGGGCGAAAGCGUUCUACGAUGGAUUUGUAGAAGAGGUCAGCUUCAAGGAAAUAGGUGAUGUCAUCAGGAGGAGAACGAAUCUGCAAGUGAAAAAACAUUCAAAUGGGAGAAUCACUGAAUUUCUAAAGGACAGUUCGAUCAUGCCAAAGCCACCAUUGGUAGCUAUGAGCGUCAACAUAUUCCAGACUGACUGCUCAUCCGCCUUACCUCCCUUGACCGCCCGCGAUUCAGAGCUGCACUUUUCCGUCUCACCGUCUGUGCGUCAACGUAGGCUGGUUCCAGUGCCGGCAGUUGUUUUUGACAGUUCGAAGUUCCUGGCGGGUUAUGAACCCAGCCUGGAUGCCACGGCAGCUGCGGUUGGCAGUCGGAAAGACGUCAUCAGCGCGAUCUAUGUGAUACCUGGAAGUCCUGGACAAGAUGUGCCAGGAGACGGUUUGGGAAGGUUGGAGAAACGGAUAGUGGAGAGCUCGUUCAAGAAAGGAGCUUGGUCUCGUCUGCUACGUUCUCUCCAACCACGGCCAGGCGUUCUCCUGCAAGUCCCAGUGUGGUCGCAUCGCAGCCUGGUAAACGCAACCGGUGCUCUGAAACGCCUAGGUUUAGGCGGUUUAUUCCAACCAGGUGGAGCGGACCUUCGAGGACUCAACGGGGCUGCUGCGACGUCACUCCACCUAGCGGAGGUACUGCAAGUUAACCAGUUCGCGUCGUGCGCGCAGUUGCAGGAAAGGCAUGAAGAAAUGUACCCUGCGGGCAUGGAGCAACGGGAAAGUAGGGCUAAGUUUCUGGAUCUGUAUCGCCACGACCCGCUCUUCCAACAGCAAAGUAUCAGCGAUUUUGUAGAAGAGCCUAGAGACUACCAACGUGCGUUCCAUGACCCACUCCACGAUCCUACGUAUUUCCAUCUACCUCUACCUCUAAGACCCAGGCAAGCUAGGCAUCCAGACGAGCCAGCCGAACCUCCAAGGCUACGUUUCGACAGACCGUUCCUUUACUUCAUCAGGCACAAUCCCACCGGUCUGAUACUCCAUAUGGGAAGGUUCAACCCUCGGUUACUACCUUAGAAAUAAGUGAAUCGUGUAUAGUUUAAUGUUUUGAGCAUAGGUACGAAGGAAAGGAAAGUGACCUAUUGAAUAGUCAGGGACUAUGUUGCGAGAACUACUGUUAAGUCCCUUACAACAAUUUUAUUUUAGAAAUAGGGAAAUUAUCGACAUUUCCAUCCUAGAUUUUUAUAUGCUCGAGAAGAUCGAGUCAAAUAUGAAACAGUAGUAAGUUGAAAGUGUUCCCUACAUAACAUCAACGAGAAAAAUGAACAUAGCAACUACAACAAAUUUUAACAAACUAUGCCAAUUUUUUGUAGUGCUAGUUAUCCCCGAUGAGUUUUUAUAGCUUUAGUAGUUGGAAGAAAACCUUUUCAAGACGUAUAUCAGUAUUAUGGACAUUUUUAGAUUCUUGUUCCAAAAUCUUCGAGUUUAUAAUAAUAGAAAUGAUGUUUGUAUAAGUAACAACGUAGUUGGCAUCAUCGAUGUAUUGGAAAUAGGUAAACAUUCAUGUAUUGUAAUUCAAUAAGAUUGUUUUGUUCCUAUGCUUUUUUAUAUCUGUACGUUUUUGUAAAUAUGUUUUAACAAAAAAUACGCAAAUUUGAGAUGUAACUAUAUUGUCUUAUUAUAUUUAUUCGUCGCAAUUCAAAAUGAACAUUUUCCUUUACAAUCAAAAUAUUCGUUUUGAAUCACCCAGUUUUUGAAUUGAAAAGUGUUAGUUACAUAUCGAAAAUGAUUAAUUUAUUAUAUUUUUAUUACAG